Molecule: messenger RNA, 935 nt
Organism: Guyanagaster necrorhizus
Lineage: Eukaryota; Fungi; Basidiomycota; Agaricomycetes; Agaricales; Physalacriaceae
Exons: 5
Coding region: 199-861 (220 amino acids)
Source: RefSeq, a predicted model, not a curated record
GAUGGACAAAGGCAACGUCGGGUUGUUAGCUAAUGCCCGGUUCCCAUUUUCCAUUGAUAUAAAGGGCUCAUUCAUCCUUUGAUCCCUUUCAUCUACGAACGACUCGAAUAUUCCUCGCAGCUCUGGCCAGCUUGUUACGUUUCCUUGGACGCGAUUUGCGGUCCAAAACACUCUUUCAUCACCUUUCCCUUGUAAAUCAUGAGAACAUUCAUUGUAUCCUACCGUGUUAUUAAAUUCGGGGUAUAUGUCCUCAUCUGUAUCGUGAAUGUGGCCAUGUUGGCUUUGUUGAUGGCCUCACUUAUUGUUGGGUCUAUAGGAUUGAUAGAGGGUGUUGCGAUUCUGUUAAACGGGCUUCCACCUGUCGUUACGAUGUAUACAAUGUUAUGGAGGUACCACAAAUACGAGUGGUGGUCUAAAGAUGAAAUUGAAGAACUAUCAAAGGUUCGCAGUAUGGUGACAUUUGGCGUCCUCUUUGUGAUUACUUUAACAUCGUCGAUUCUAUAUACUGUUCUCGAAGUACAGGGACAGCUGGUCGAAAGCUUUUCCGCGCUUUCGAACUCGAACUCGUUGGCCGUUGUUCUAGUUGUUCUGUCGUGGGUUUCACCACCAGCAGUUGUUAUUGGCUUCGUUGUCGCGUACAAAGAAAACUUGCAGUCCCCACCUAUCGUCCGACCUCCCCGAAUGGUGGGCAGAUUUUGUAAUGAUGAUGCGAACAUUUCUCGGACGCACUCCAUGGUACUGGGUCACGUAACCACAGAGUACAAAAUAGGAAGCUUCACUAGCUGGGAUCCAUCAAAGACUCAUAGGAUGGUCAUACUAAGGGCACAACUAGAAACAAAAUGUCAAAUUCCAGAGCGAUAGACCACUGUGACAUUAGACUAGAGACUGGGAUUAUUUUUCUCAUUCUUGCUUCUGUCACGUUGCUAAAUGCAUAC